AUGGAUGAAAUCUAUAAAUCCCCUGUUAUACCUGAAGCAAAAAUUUUUCAAGCUGUAGUAAGUUGCGUUGGACCUGAUGGAACUAUUUAUAUAAUACCAAAAUCAUUUGAAAUUGAACUAAAAAAUUUGAUGACUGAAAUACAGAGUAAUUUCAGAUGCCUCAGUCUUCUGGAGCCCUACUGCUGGAAGAAGGGAGAAGCUUGUGUUGUAAGAGGGUCAGAUACCAUGUGGUAUCGAGGUAAAGUUGUAGAGCUCAGUGGUAGUACUCUGCAGGUACAGUACAUAGACCGUGGUUGCAUAGAGAGGAUUCCUCAGUGUCAUCUGUAUCCAACUACACUAUAUGUUGGUAUCCCUCCGUUUUGCAUACCAUGUGAGCUCUACAAGACAGCACCAAUUGGAAAGUGUUGGCAGCAGGAUGCUGUAGAUUGCCUUCAAGAGCUGCUUACAAAUGAAGAGGAGUUACCAGAUAACCCAUGGGGCAAGUUGUCUGUCAACCUGUAUUUUGGUGAAAUGUCCCUUUCUUCCUUCAUGGCAUACCAGAAGUACUGUGUUACUGAGGAUUGUCAGGACGUGCUAAAGCUGAUGUACAUUUGCCUUGAACCCUCUAAGAACCUUACGAGGGAGUCUGCCACAGAGGGAGAUGCCAGCUGGCACUCAGCAUUGGAGAGUCUCAAUGAAGCCCUGAAAUGGUGCAAUGAAAACGUGGAGGCUCUUCCCCUUCUAACACACUUCAAAGCAGAAAAGCCCUGCCUUGUCAAAUACCUGGAUGGUUUAUGGUACAGAGCAAAGCUCCUCUCCGUUGAAGAGUUUGACCCUGUCAAGAUCCUGGUUCAGUUUGUUGAUUUUGGCAGUUUUUCAGUUGUCCCAAGGAGCAGACUGCGCCACAUACCGUACUAUCUGCUGAAGUAUCCUGUUCAAGCAGUACGAGCCCUCUUGGCUGGAUUUAAACCUGCUUUGUAUGACACAGAUGUGAAAAGAAUUCCUUAUUCCCCAGAAUGGAGUGUGGAAGCGCUGUGGGCUAUGAUGGAGUUUGUUGAAGGAAAACAGCUCUCUGCUUCUGUACUUGCUCUUUCACCAGAAUUCACCAUUUCUUUGUAUGAAGAUGACGGAAGUCUAGUUCAUACGAGGCUGAUAAAAAUGGGACUUGCAGAUUUGGAUGAGUGA
Messenger RNA from Eurypyga helias (sunbittern), 1164 nucleotides. RefSeq names its product RING finger protein 17-like. NCBI's taxonomy places the organism in Eukaryota, Metazoa, Chordata, Aves, Eurypygiformes, Eurypygidae. Bases 1 to 1164 code for a protein of 387 amino acids. The transcript is spliced from 9 exons. The record is from RefSeq and is a predicted model, not a curated record.